Messenger RNA from Maylandia zebra (zebra mbuna), 5245 nucleotides. RefSeq names its product ubiquitin specific peptidase 11 (gene usp11). Lineage: Eukaryota; Metazoa; Chordata; Actinopteri; Cichliformes; Cichlidae. The record is from RefSeq and is a predicted model, not a curated record. Gene Ontology annotation, molecular function: cysteine-type deubiquitinase activity. Gene Ontology annotation, cellular component: nucleus. Gene Ontology annotation, biological process: protein deubiquitination.
CGGAAUUCGUCAUCGUCCGGGUCUGAGCCGUUUCCUACUUCCGCAAACAGAGGGCUGCGAGCUUCCCCGUUUAUCGGCAGAUCAAUGCGGCGGCGGACUUCUGCUUCUCAUUUCCUGGCUCUCUUUAACAUUUCCGACACCUCUGACAUUUAUGAGUGAUUGAUCGGCGUCAUGACGGCCAACAGCCGCUGCUCCGCCGCGGAGUCCCCGGGCCUGGAGACCCAGCGACGUGAGAUCGAGUCUCUUCUACGGGAGUGCGAGCUCCGCGCUGGGGAGAGCUGGUAUGUGGUAGAUCGCCGCUGGUUUGACCAAUGGAAGGAGUUUGUGGAGACUGGAGAUCAGAACUCGACGUCUUUCCCGGGUCAGAUCGACAACGCGGAGCUGUUCGAGGAUCUGGACUCGUACCACCUGAAGGAUCGUCUGGUGGAGGACGAGGACUUUGUGCUGGUGCCGGCAGAGGCGUGGCACAAGCUGCUGUCUUGGUACGGCAUGGUGGACGAUCAGCCGCCGCUAGAACGCAAGGUGGUGGACCUGCCCAGCACUCUGAAGGUGGAGGUUUACCCCAUCGAGAUCUUCCUCUGCCUCCACAGCAACAUGGAGAACGCCGUCACCACAAAGUUCAGCCGAACCGACAGCAUACACUUGAUCCAGAGGGCGAUGUGUCAGGCCUUCUCGGUACCUCCGGGCUCAGAGUGCCGCCUGUGGAUGAAGAGUUCGGACAGCAGCUGCGAGCGUCUUAGGAACGUGCACAUGAGCGUGCUGGACGCCUGCUUGAGCUCGGGGAUGACGGUGAUCAUGGAGACGAGGAAUGCAGAUGGCACCUGGCCGAGCUCCAGGCCUCAGAUCAUGAGGAACUCUGUGGAGGAGCAGGACUCGUACAGAGGGCAGCCGGGCGUCUGUGGCCUCACCAACCUGGGCAACACCUGCUUCAUGAACUCAGCGUUACAGUGUCUGAGUAACACCCCGCCCCUGACGGAGUACUUCCUGCAGAACUCCUAUGUGGAUGAGCUGAACUUCACCAACCCUCUGGGAAUGAAGGGAGAGAUCGCCGAGGCCUACGCCGACGUCAUCAAGCAGAUGUGGUCAGGGAGGCAUUACUCUGUGGUGCCGCGCGUCUUCAAGACGAAGGUGGGCCACUUUGCUUCUCAGUUUCUGGGCUACCAGCAGCACGACAGUCAGGAGCUGCUGUCCUUCCUGCUGGACGGGCUGCACGAAGACCUGAACAGAGUCAAAAACAAAGAGUACAUCGAGCUGCGGGACGCCGAUGGGCGUCAGGACCAGGAAGUGGCGGAGGAGGCGUGGCGUAACCACCUUCGGCGGAACGACUCUGUGAUCGUCGACACUUUUCACGGCCUCUUCAAGUCCACGCUGGUCUGUCCAGAGUGCCACAAGGUUUCUGUGACCUUUGACCCAUUCUGCUACCUGAGCGUCCCGCUUCCUGUCAGCAAGGAGCGUGUCAUGGAGGUGUUCUUCGUCUCCCUGGACCCGUACGCCAAACCUGUCCAGCAUCGUGUUGUGGUUCCUAAAGCAGGAAAAGUGUCCGACCUCUGCUCAGCUCUGUCAGAGAUGACCAGCGUGCCGCCCACUCAGAUGGUGGUCGCUGAUGUCUUCAAUCAUCGUUUCUACAAGAUCUACAACAUGGGCGAAAGUCUGAGCGCCAUUCUCGACCGAGACGACAUCUUUGUGUACGAGCUGAGCGUGCUGGAGGAGCAGCCUGAGGAGCAGGUGCUGCUGGCGCUCUACCUGAGAGAGCGCUCGCACUACAGAGACUACGGCUCGGGCGGCGGCUCGUACGGCACGUCGCUAUUCGGACACCCGCUGCUGCUCAACGUGCCGCGCAGCAGCUGCAGCCAGGAGGCGCUCUACAACCUGUUCCUGCAGAGACUGGCGCGCUACGUGCGACUGCCUGAUCCGUCUGAGGAGUUGGAGGAAGAGGAGGAAGAUGAUGAAGAGGAGCUGUACAAGACUCAGACCAACGGCAUCAGUGAUGAUGACGAGCAGGAGGAAGUGGAGCCUGCUGGCCCGUCCCAGACAGAUUACUCCUGCGGUGACGCGACCCCCAACAGGAAAUCAGACGGCAACACAACAGAGCCACAGGCUGAGGAGAACCACAUUCAGCCUUUACCGGACCACGGAGACCCCGGUGAGAACAGUAACGGCUCCCAGAGCCAGACGGAGCCCGGCUGCAGCGGAGACACCAACAGCGCCGAUGACAUGGACCCCGGCGAGCAGUCGAGCGGUCCCGCAGGAGCCGACCGCAGCUCAAAACCUCCAGCGGAGCAGCCUCAUGAGCCAACAGAGGAAGAAAAUGAAGAAGACAAGCAGGAGGAGGCUUGCUCUCCCAGCCCGCCAGCCAAUGAGCAUCCGGCUAAGAGGAGGGCGUGUCACGUUAGGAGGAAGCGUCUGUUCAGCAUCCAGGCGGUCAACUCCAACGGGACGACCGAGAGGGGGAUGGGAGAGGGAGGAAGCGCCGUGUCCUUCAGCUCUCAGCCCUACGUGGCCAUCGACUGGGAGCCCGACAUGAAGAAGAGAUUCUACAACGAGAACGAGGCUGAGAAGUACGUGAAGCAUGCCAGCAUGGAGGUCCCUCAGCAGCACAUGACUGUUCAGCUGCAGCAGUGCAUCGAGCUGUUCACCACUGUGGAGACGCUGGAGGAGGAGAACCCAUGGUACUGUCCGGUGUGUAAGAAGCACCAGCUGGCCACAAAGAAGCUGGAUCUCUGGUCUCUGCCAGAGGUUCUCAUCAUCCACCUCAAGAGGUUCUCCUACACCAAGUUCACCAGAGAGAAGCUUGACAGCAUUGUGGAGUUCCCCCUCAGAGACCUCGACUUUUCCGGCUUCCUCCUGAGGAAGACUCUCUCCAGUGAGGAGCCUCCGAGCCGCUAUGACCUCAUCGCCGUGUCCAAUCACUACGGAGGACUCAGAGAUGGACAUUACACCACCUAUGCGAAGAACAAGGACAACGGUCAGUGGUAUUACUUUGACGACAGUAAAGUGACCUACGCCACAGAGGACCAGAUCGUGACCAACGCUGCCUACGUUUUGUUCUACCAGCGACAGGACAAGAUCAGAAAACCCACACUGCCCGCCCCCAACACAGGCCCCACCUCCUCCAGCCAGACGUCCAGUGACACUGCUUCCUGCAAAGACGACGAGGAUGCCGCAGAGCUGGGCGCCGCCUCCAGCAUCACUAUGGAAACAGAAUGAUUGAGUAAUUUGGUUUUCUCAGAGCAGCCUUUUCUUUGGUUUUCGUCUUUAUUCUUUUAGAAUUCUCAGUCUAUUUAUUUUUUUAAUUUUAUGGUGACGACACUUGAACUUCCUCUAACGACGUCUCUUCAUUCCAAGUUUCCAAAAGCAGGAAAAAGCACAUCAGCAGGCGGAGCUCGCAGCUCCUCCUCUGCUCCUCCUCCUUCACCGUGAACUCUCGACACUCAGGUAGUUUGGUGCACAAAGACUGAAGGUGACGUUUGCUGGAGGGCGGAGCUUAAACUCACACCUGAAUACAGAAAAGCAGUCUGCUUCCUGCUUCAGGGAGGAACUGAACUCUGGCAUUUAAGCUCUGACUGUUCACAUUUAUAAGUUCAUCUCCUCUUGACUCAGUUUUUGUAAUCUGACAUUCAAACGUUUGAAAAGCUGUUUAAUUAAAAUCAUUUGAAUUUUUCUGGAUGUCUGAUGCUCGUCCAGGUUGGGAAGACCAAACUCCAGAUUAGCGCGCAUUCGGGAGACUCUUUGGCCAAUCAGCAGCAGUUCUGCAGUCAGCUGACUUUUUCUUUUCCUUAAACUGUAUAUAAAAGACAGACAGUCUCAUUAUAAUCACGAGCGAGGCUUGAGCAGCGUUUAGUGAGGCCACAGAAAGUCGCCCCCUGGUGGUCGUUAGAGGGCCGAUUUAAAAUACCAGCAUUAGUUUCACUUUCACACAUUGUUUUAUUUCUGCGGUCAUGCCAACGUCUGCGAGAUUUACCACUAACAGAGGUCAGAGGUCACCGCACACUUUCACCUGCACUGAGGUCAUUCCAGUUCAUGUUUUUUCCCUCUUUCCCUCAACAAACACGAUGCCGACGGGCACCGGCGAACGUGCCCACCAGCAUUCGUUUAUCUGGGGUAAACCUCGCAGACACUCAUGCGUCAGCUGACUGAAGAGGCCGCGCUGAGUGCAGACGAGUUCACGUUCACAUUGUUGCAUUUUCCACAUUCAAAGUUUUUACAAUUAUUCAAGCUGAGCGAGUUCGAAAAGCCAGUUUCUCGUAGCAAAUGUUUGAGGCAGAAAUGAAAUAAAAGUUUUUAAAGUCAUCUUCCUAAGACACGUUUAGGAAAUGAGCACAGAGAUGGUUUCAGUUAAAGCCUUAAUUCGCGAGCAGCUCAAACCUGCGACGACCUUUUGUAUUUGCUGUAAAGUGUUCGUAGAUGCACUGAUUACAGCUUUGAUCCGAGUCUAAAACAGGCCAGUCUUUUCUUAAGUUGUUGAUUUCACAGCGAGUUCAUGCUGAAUCUGAUUUAACAGAACUAACGAUGAUCAGACUGACUUUAUGAUAUUAAUGCAGUGAUUUUUUUUUAUUGUAAGCGCCUGUAAAAACGCCAUCCUCUGAACUAAAGGACUGAAGUUUGUUUUUCCCUCCGAGUUUCGAUUCGUCCUGAAGCGCAAACAUUUGUUGAUCCGACAUCGUUUAAAAAUCCAGCUCUGAACUGCAGCUCAACGUCGACCUACGACAGAUAAAACUAUUAAAUACUAAUCCAUAAAGCACAGUUUCACUUCCUUAUUUCUUCUUUCUAAACAGGCACGCCUCAGUCGCUCGCUGAAGGGGGUUGUGGGUAAUCAGAGGAUCAAACAAAGCUGUCAGGGAUGAGAAAUGAAUUUUUCUCUGUAUAUUUUGGUCGUUUUGUUUCGGGUAUUUAUUGUUUUAAUGGAAUAAUUGCAGCUGUCACAUGACUACGGUGGUGUGGGACAUUUUUCGUAUUUAUACGCAAACCUUUGAUUCAGGCUGAAAACACAGGACGGGUGUGCGCGUGCAGAGGCGGGCGCAGAGCGAGCUGCUCACUGAUUUUUAAACCAGCGCUGUGUACAGUAUUUUUGUAUUGUAAGUAAUGUAAGAUUAAUAUGAUCAUUCCUGGGUGGAGCAGCAGGGAGGCUUGGGGUGAUUUCUUUCUUUGGUCUUCCUGUCAAAUAUCAGAUGAGAAUAUUUUAUUGUACUUCAAUCUUUUGAUAUGAAUAAAACACGAUUAUUACCAGACAUCCAGUUUUUCUGUA